Oncorhynchus tshawytscha (Chinook salmon) is the source of this 3856-nucleotide messenger RNA. RefSeq names its product major facilitator superfamily domain containing 12a (gene mfsd12a). Gene Ontology annotation, biological process: carbohydrate transport. The record is from RefSeq and is a predicted model, not a curated record. NCBI's taxonomy places the organism in Eukaryota, Metazoa, Chordata, Actinopteri, Salmoniformes, Salmonidae. The transcript has 12 exons. Gene Ontology annotation, molecular function: symporter activity. Gene Ontology annotation, cellular component: membrane. Bases 529 to 2112 code for a protein of 527 amino acids.
CAGAACGGGAAAGGGGCCCCGGUCUUUCCCUUCAUUUCAUCGGAACGCUGUCGGACAUUGUUGUUGUCAUGAAACAGAAUCAUAGUGUAUGUUUUCUCCAAAGAAUAACGAGCCGGCGAAUAUCGAUGAAAUUCAAUCCGUAUUGUCUCUAAAUCGACUACCGAGAUAUGUCUGUGAAACGGGUGAUAUAUGUAAUGAAUGGGGAAGUGUCGAGGCGUUACUUUACUUUAACAAGUUAACCGUAAUCUGGUUACGGGGUUGACUGAGUCAGCUUGAUCGUAAGGAAACUGGCACCGUGUGAUCAGAUGGACACGGACAUGUUGGGGAAUAACGAUCUGUACUCACACAAGUAGGACCUAAUAUUUGUUUUCAAUGUGGAAUUCUAUUUUUGCUUGUUGAGUAUUCAGAUAACCUAUUUGAUCGUAUUUAGGCGAACAUAUUAGGUAAUCAAAAUAUCUUCCAACAACAAUUUGACUAAUUAGAAUAGAUAUAUUUUUCAGAAAAUAACCUAAUAUUCUCGAAACAAUCAUGUCAGACUAUACACAGAGGUCUCUGCCUUUUUGUCAGCGGCUGAGUUACGCUGUGGGACACUUUCUGAACGAUCUGUGUGCGUCUAUGUGGUUCACCUACCUGUUGGUGUACUACCACUCCGUGCUGGGCUUUCAGAACACCUAUGCAGGUGUGUUACUGCUGGUGGGGCAGAUAGCGGACGGGGUCUGCACACCCCUUAUCGGCUACGAGUCGGACCGGACGCCGGGGUGUGGGACAUACGGCAAGAGGAAGACAUGGCAUUUAGUGGGUACGGUCAGUGUGCUGAUGUCCUUUGCGUUCAUCUUUAAUCAGUGUCUGGGGUGUGACCAGUACACCUCUCAGUGGGUCAGCCUGACGUACUUCAUCCCAUUCAUCAUCAUCUUCCAGUUCGGCUGGGCUGCCACGCAGAUCUCACACCUGUCACUCAUCCCUGAGCUGGUAUCCUGCGAACACGCCAAGGUGGAGCUCACUGCUUACAGGUAUGCAUUUACAGUGAUGGCCAAUAUAACAGUGUACGCUGUGGCCUAUCUGCUGUUCCACUUCCAGACCGGAUCAGACCAGGACCCCUCUCUCACCGAGACCCUGGGGCCCAUAGAUAUCCCUAUAUUCAGGAACCUGAGCCUCAUCGUGCUGGGUAUCGGUGCUCUUUCCUCUGUCCUCUUUCACCUGGGCACACGAGAAGAGAAGAGAGAAGAGGAGGAUGAUGAAGAAGAAGAGAAAGGAGAGCGCCGGCCCCUUAUCCCUCGCCCUCAGGCUGCCGCCCCUGUCCAGUCGCUGCUGAGGUGGAAAUGCUGGCUGAAACAGCCUUCCUUUUACCAGGUAGCGUUUCUCUACAUGUCCACCAGACUGAUAGUGAACGUGUCUCAGACGUACAAUCUCAUGUAUCUUACCAACACUCUCAUGUUGCCAAAGAAAUACAUUGCCACUAUUCCCCUGGUGAUGUACGUCAGUGGCUUCGCUUCCUCUUUCAUCAUGAAGCCUAUCAGCAAACUCAUCGGCAAAUGUAUGACCUACUUUGUGGGCCUGCUGCUGAUCAUGGCCUUCUCUUAUUGGGUGUUGAUAGACGACCAGAUGGGUGACCGGAUCUACGGGGCGUCCGUCCUUCUAGGGGUGGGGUCAGCUACCAUCCUGGUGAUGUCACUCUCCAUGACCGCUGACCUCAUCGGGGACCAGACGCAAAGUGGAGCGUUUGUUUACGGGGCGAUGAGCUUCACUGACAAGGUGGCCAACGGAGUAGCUGUUAUGAUGAUACAGACUCUACACCCCUGCCAUUCUCAGGUCUGCUGUCCAGCGUGUGUGUGGUACUACCACUAUGUCAUGGUCAUAGCAACAGGGGGCGUGGCCGUCAUAGCAGCUCUCAGUCUCUGUACCAUCCUUGUCUGGCCUAUCAGGAUUGUCCGCCACUCUGGCAAGAAGAACCAACACAAGGAGAACAUAGACAACCCUAACUACACUCAGGAAGCGGGGCAGGGUGAUUGUGCUAGUGUUAGGGGUCUGCCUUACAUCUCAGGUCUGAUGGGCAGCGAGGAUCAGGACAUCUCUGAGGACAACUCUUACCAGCCUAGACCAACGGUCAACUAAGGAACUACGGUUGGCAGAGGUAUGGCUGACAGUUACCUGGACCCUGCUCUACUGUAGUAGAGACCAGCCAGCUUAUCCCUGGGUGAAUAACCACUGCAGAACCCAGCCUGUCUCUUCAGGGAUUAUAGUUUAGCUCUGUGGCCUCUCCAGGACUCCCUCAGGCAUCUUAAAACUCUCAACUGGAACAACCAACAUUUUAGACUGAAAAGUCAUCUCACCGUAGUGUUCACAAACAGCCAACUGGACUAGCAGUAUUCCUCUGAAAGAAUCAAGACUUUCCUUCUGGACCUGACCAGUAGCUGUUCUGUACUGUAGGGGAGUUGGGUCAAUUCAGUGUACAACAUUACUGUCAACUUAACAAUCAACAUGAGGGAGUUUAUACAGUAGCAGUCCAUUGUCUCUCUCUCAAUCAGCACCUUCUCACAGUCAUACUGCAGUUGAUUCAGUUGGUUGAUUCAGUUGGUUGAUUCAGUUGGCUGAUUCAGUGAGCUGAUUCAGUGGCUUGAUUCAGUGAGCUGAUUCAGUGGCUUGAUUCAGUUGGCUGAUUCAGUGAGCUGAUUCAGUGGGUUGAUUCAGUUGGCUGAUUCAGUUCAACAGUGCCGAAAUGAUUGAGUACAUAUCUACACUGACACACACGGGUCCAGAAUACGUACAUACACCUCUUGAGAAAAGAAUACGUACACCCCUCUUGAGAAAGUCCGAUAAUACACUAUUAUACCAUCUGUUGUGAAUGUCCAAAAACAAUACAUUAUGCUGAUUACAGCCCGCUGGGCACACACUGGUUCAAUCAGCGUUGUUUCCACGUCAUUUCAAUGAAAUGCCUUGGAACCAACGUGGAAUAGACGUUGAAUGGCCGUCUGCCCAGUGGGAGGUGACGUGUCAUCAGAACAGCUUUUGUUUGGAGGUAAGUUGUCUUCGUCAAUGUAACUAUUGUGUGUUUUGUUCCAGUGUGGUAGUCAUUGAGUGUUGUAGUAAUAAUAUGACGUUGUGUUGCUUUAAACCACAUCAUGCUGUGUGUGUUUGAUUACAUGUUCUAAUGUCAUUUGCAUUGCAAGUAAAAUAAGGAUUUAUGGGGGCAUUAUUACAUUAAAACGAAUCAGGAUUGUGAAAAGGGAUACCUUGCAAUAUGGAUAAACUGAAUGGAAUAAAAACUGAGCAACAAUAUAAACGCAACCGUUUUACUGAGCUACUGGUCAUAUGACUUCGUUAGGGCCUAAUCUAUGGAUCUCACAUGACUGCGUAGGGGAACAGCCGUGGGUGGUCCUUGGCGAAGGAGAAAUGCUCACUAACAGGGAUGUAAAACACAUUGUGCUCAAAAUUAGAUAUAAAUCAUAUUUUGUGCGUAUGGAACAUUUCUGGGAUCUUUUAUUUCAGUUCAUGAAACAUAGGACCAACUCUUUACAUGUUGUGGUUAUAUAUAUUUUUGUUCAGUAUAUAUGAAUAGUAUAAUAUAUUUCCUGGGUGAUAUUCAGGUUACUGGACAGACAGAUGAUUCGUCUCAAACAAUAGAACUAGAAUCAUUAGAGUAGAAUCAUUCUAAUUCUAUGGGGGAAACAUUUUGCACAGGGUGACUAGGAAACUGCCUUAUAGGAAAACCAUUUUAUCUCUUGAAAAAUUGUUUUGUAUUCAUUGCUUUUUAUUUCCAAUAUAUUGUGAAGUGACUUUUUUUCCCCCCCUACUGUUCAUGUCUCUGUUUUUGCUCAUUCUCUGGGAAGUAUAUUAAACACAUUUCAUACUACUGUCA